Molecule: messenger RNA, 1076 nt
Organism: Physella acuta
Lineage: Eukaryota; Metazoa; Mollusca; Gastropoda; Physidae
Product: protein kish-B
Source: RefSeq, a predicted model, not a curated record
AUAUUUCCAACAAAUUAAAUAUUCUACAAGAAGGCCAAAUAGAAUCUAUGGAACAUUUAUUAUGAGAUCUCUAGAUAUAGAGAUCUAGAAUAUUAUUAUUGUUUUAGUGUACAGUGUACACCUAAAGGCCUAAAAUAGUAAAGGCGAAGUAAAACAAAUAAAUAGGCCUAAGCCAGACCUUUUCGCCGUUGCCAAAUCCAAGUCUAGGCCUACCACGUUGAACAAUCGUAUACGUCAAAUUGAUUCUACGAGCUCUGUUCCGGCUAAUAAUAAACAAACUUCGUAGCCAAACACUCAAAUAGAUCUAAUCUAGAGAGUCUAGAAUAGAUCUACAAUACAUUGAACAUUGUUAUGUUACAAUCUGUUCUAAAACAAUAGGCUAUAGAUUUCAAACAAAAUAGUUGAAAAUAGAAAUCUGAACACUGCAUAGGGCUAUAUUAUAGGCCCCCUAUAUAGUACUACAUACAACUAAACGUUGUAACUAACAUUAGUAACAUAGACAAAGACAGGCCUUCUCUACUCUACACACAUUUUAUUACUCUACAAAAUGACAAAUGCUUAUUCAUUUGAGGGAAUUCUCAUCAUGAGCUUGCUGGUGAUAUGUACCUGCGCCUACAUGCGUCGCGUGCCUAGGUUGAAACAGUGGUUUCUAUCUGAACGGAAGGGUUUGAUGGGAGUCUUUUACAAGGCCUCUGUGAUAGGUACAAGGCUCCAUGUUGCUGUGGCACUGACUUGUAGUUUGAUGGCUUUCUAUGUCCUUAUACUCAAAUAACAGCACAAAAAUCAUGUCCUCAAAUAAUAUCAGCUCCUUCUCAACUGCUGGACACUAUAGACCAUCACCAGGGGUGAAAGCAAACUAUUUGAUCAGGAUUGAAUUUAAAUUAUGUGCCACAAGUUGAUUUUUUUCAUUGUAAAGAUCACCUAUGCAUUGUUACAUUGUGUAUCAAAUCUAUUUAAUCCUCAUCUUUGAACAUGGCUGCUACAUUGAGAUUGUUGAUCUGCUGUUAUUUGUUAGUCCUCAUUGAACUUGUUUUGUAAAUAUUGUCAACUUUGGGAAAAUAAAAUUGGUUUGAACU